Molecule: messenger RNA, 2813 nt
Organism: Podarcis muralis (Common wall lizard)
Lineage: Eukaryota; Metazoa; Chordata; Lepidosauria; Squamata; Lacertidae
Product: kelch-like protein 31
Biological process (GO): negative regulation of JNK cascade
Cellular component (GO): nucleus
Molecular function (GO): protein binding
Source: RefSeq, a predicted model, not a curated record
CUGAAUUGGGAAAGGAGGAGGAGGGACAGGGUAGCUGCUACAUUUUGGACGUCUGCCUGGGUUCCCGAGUGCCUCUUAGCUUGUGCAGCGUACAGGCAUUGGUUGCUAUACCCUCCACUGGAUCAGCCUCUUGACGCCAAGGCCACGCUUCCGCUCCAAUGGCACCCAAGAAGAAAGCCCCAAAGAAGAGCAAGCCGUCGAAGACGGAGACGUCUACGAAUGUCACCAUGGUAGAGGACUCUUCUCUUGACAUUGACCACCAUCAGCAACUAGACGGCUUGUUUGAAAAUGGUUCAGGUGGCUUCCUCUGCACUGCCACAGAAGUCACAAAUCCUAGCCACGGAACCAGUGUCCUGGAGGAGAUGAGCCUCAUGCACCAGGAGCGUUUCCUCUGUGACCUCACUAUUGUCACAAAAACAAAAUCCUUCAGCGUUCACAAGUUGGUCAUGUCUUCCUGCAGUGAGUUUUUCAGAAGCCUGCUGAAAAAAGACCCAAACCUUCAACAAGUGGACCUCAAAGAUGCCUCCUCCUUAGGCUUGGCUACCGCCAUUGCCUACACCUACACCGGAAAGCUGAACCUUUCUCUGUACACCAUUGGGAGCACCAUUUCCAUAGCCAGCCGCCUGAGGAUGUAUGCUCUGCUCAACAUGUGCACCGACUUCCUCAUCCAGGAGAUGAAUGUGGAAAACUGGAUGUACAUCGCCAACCUGGCAGACACCUACAAUCUCAGCCAAGCGAAGGAUGCUGCAAGGAAGUUCAUCCGGGAAUGUUUCCUGGAGUUCUCUGACACUGAACAGUUCAUGAAACUCACCUUUGAUCAGCUCAACGAGCUGCUGAUGGAUGACAACCUUCAGUUCCCCAAUGAGGUGGUGGUCUUUCAGAUUGUCAUGAAAUGGAUCGAGUUUGAUCCCAAGAGGAUCAAAUAUGCCGCCGACCUCCUGAACAAUGUCCGCUUUGGCACGAUCCCGGCUCACGACUUGAUCAACUACAUCCAGCCUGUGCCGUGCAUGAUGCAGAACCCAGAAUGCCACAAGCUCCUGGUAGACGCUAUGAAUUACCACUUGUUACCUUAUCAGCAAAAUGACCUCCAGUCCAGAAGGACCAAGAUUCGAGGAAGCCGUAAAGUGUUGCUCAUGGUUGGGGGCCGGCCGUGCUCGGCCGAGAAAGCUCUUAGCAAAGAUGUAAGCUACAGAGAUCAAGAAGGAAACUGGAAUAAGCUAACAGAGAUGCCCACCAAAUGUUUUAACCAAUGUGUUGUGGUGAUGGAUGGCUUCCUCUACGUGGCUGGCGGAGAGGAUCAAACUGAUGCCCGGAACCAGGCAAAGCAUGCAGUUAACAACCUGUGCAGGUAUGAUCCUCGUUUCGGCACCUGGCUGCACUUGGCCAGCAUGUCGCACAGAAGAACUCACUUCAGCCUCAGCGCAUUCAAUGGGAACCUCUAUGCCAUCGGGGGACGUAAUGCCAAGGGGACCCUAGUCUCUCUUGAAUGCUACAUCCCUUCUGCCAACACCUGGCAUGCCAAAGCCAACAUGGACUUGCCCCGCUGCUGCCAUGCCAGCGUGGUCAUCGAUGGCAAGAUCCUGGUGACGGGCGGCUACGUCAACAACGCCUACUCCCGUACCGUCUGCAGCUAUGACCCCGCCACAGAUUCAUGGCGAGACGGGGCAUGGCUGAGCAGCCCCCGAGGCUGGCACUGCGCUGCCACCUUAGCAGACCGCGCCUACGUCCUGGGCGGCAGCCAGUUGGGUCCCCGGGGGGAGAGGGUGGACGUCAUCCCUGUGGAGUGCUACAACCCUUCCACGAACCAGUGGAGCCACAUGGCCCCCCUGCCCACCGGCUUGAGCAUGGCAGGGGUGGCCACCCUUGGUGGGCAGAUCUUGGUUGUCGGUGGUUGGAAUGAGAGUGGGAAAAAGUAUCAGAAGAGCAUCCACGCCUACAAUCCGGACCUGAACGAAUGGACAGAGGAAGGAGAACUUUCUGAAGGCACCGUGGGGGUCUCCUGCUGCACCAUCGCCCUUCCGCACUCAAGCACCAGGGGCUCCAGAGCCAGCUCAGCUGCCUCAGCAACGGUCAGCAUUUAAGGGUGAGAGGAUGGUUGGAUGGAAUGGAGGAAACAGUCAGAACUGGCCUCAGCUGGCAUGAUCAGGGGGUUCACAAGAACGUCAAAAUACUUCUUUAAAAAUCUCAUUUAAGCCUUGGUUUUGCCAGCUUCCAGGAGAUAAAUAUUCUACCUGUAGAGCAGGUGUGGGCAGUUCUUGGUCCUCUGAAUGUUGCAGAAAUACAAACCUCAUCAUCCCUGGCCACUGGCCAUGCUUGCUGAGGCUGAUGGGAAUUGUAGUUCAGCAACACUAGGCCAAAGGUCCCCCAAACUUGCUUUAGAGAAUUAGCACUGUCUUACUGCAGCAGGGGAGGCUAACCUGCAGCCCUCCAGGUGUUAUUGGACAACCCCCAUCCUUGACUCUUGGGGCUAAUGGGGUGCAAGAGCAUCUGGAGGGCCACAAAUUAGUUACCCAUGUACUAUAGCUUACCUCACAGAAAAAUAAGUAACAGGGCUGAAUACGGCACCUCCUUCCCAUGGUUUUACUUUAGUAACACUUUUAAAGCACAAUUUCUGGUCCCUCAAGCGAAACCUGAAGAUGUCAUUUGAGCUGAAAUAUAACUCCCCAUCCCUCAGCUUCUACCCCCAAAUAUCACCACCAGUUUUUUAAAAGAAAGGUGUGACCCUUAAGGCCUACUUUGAAUGAACUGCGUCACUGAGAUAUAGGAUCCCUGAGGUCUAAAUUAAAAAUCUGAAGUACACUUUACAAAUUUGU